Penicillium canariense is the source of this 2574-nucleotide messenger RNA. RefSeq lists its product as uncharacterized. NCBI's taxonomy places the organism in Eukaryota, Fungi, Ascomycota, Eurotiomycetes, Eurotiales, Aspergillaceae. The record is from RefSeq and is a predicted model, not a curated record. The transcript is spliced from 7 exons. Bases 1 to 2574 code for a protein of 857 amino acids. Gene Ontology annotation, molecular function: lipid binding.
AUGCCAUCGAAAGCUGUGAACGUCCCUACAGAUACCAAGCAGAAGGAGAAGGAUAUCAACCAGAAGCUCCAGCUGUUUGGAAUCUUCCAUGCCUUCAAGAACAACAAGCUUCCCUCGAACAAGCAGUGCGAUGUCGCCCUGAACAGUGCUCUGGCCUCUAAGGCCCUCUCGUCGCCGUCGAAGGAGCUUUCCAGUGAGGGUAAGGUCCUCAUCAAGGACGUGCGCAAUGUCAUCGAGCAGGCGAAGCUGCUACUCCUCACGAAGAACGAGGGUGAGCUGCUGCAGGACUUCAUCUGGCAUGCUCAGCAGGCCGGCACGAGUGGUGCGACGGCCCCCAAUAUGCCUGUGAGCAAGGAGACGGGCCAGCAGGAUGCAAACAGGGCUCUGGAGGGCCUCAAAACUUUGGGCACCCUUCUGAUCACCAAUGGAGAGUUCCGCAAGAUUCUAAGCGAUGCUGUCGUCCUGAUUCGCGAUAUGGCUGCCGAUGCCUCCCAGAAGGCCGCGAACGCGGUCCGUCCGUCGGAGGACCAGCUGGCGCAGAUUGAUGAACCUGCGGAGGAGAACACCUGGCACGAGAAGCCCAACAUCUCCAAGGAUGACCUCAAGAAUCGCCUCAAGAAGAACAAGGGUGACAAGGACAACGUUGCCUCCCCUCCCACUGGCGAGACUGGUGAGAUCACCGAACCGGGUGCGAAUGCCGACAAUGCUUCCGAGACUCCUUCAGAGAGCCGCCGGAAGAAGUACGCCAAGCAGACUCAGGAGUAUUUAUCUGAAAAGAUCCCGAAGGAGCGCCGCGAGCAGGCCAUCUGGCGUUUGAAGAAGAUGAUCAUUGAGAUUCAAGGCCACGCUGACUAUCAGCAAGCCAUUGAGACCCUGCUGACCAUGGCUGAGAAGUACGUUGGUCACACCAAGUCUGCCUCUACGCAAAGCGGCAGUGCUGUCCGCGACAUUCGGUCUACCGACAGCGUCAAGGCUGUUGAGCAUGACCUGCGCACUCUCAUUGAGCGCUUCGCCAACAACACGUCCCUGUCUGACUUCUUCGACUCGUUGAACAACAUCUACCGUGACGCGGACAAGGAUCCCGAGCUGCGGAGAUGGUUCUCAGACGUCGAUACCUACAUCCGCAAAUGCCUGCGUGAGCAGGGAUACAUCAUGCAGGAGGAGUGCAACCGUGAAUGGAACGAGCUGUACGACAAGGGCCGUUACCUACUCCGCGAACGGUACCGGAGCCACACCGACCGCAUUGUGGACGAGACCAAGUUCCUGGCGGAUCAGUUCGACAAGGACCCACAGAACAAGGCUCUCGCAGACUCCAUUCAGAAGCUUUUCAAGGAUCUGGGUCGCGAUGCUGGCGGCAAGAUCGUUUUCAAGCAGCAUUUGCUCAAGGAUAUUCGCGAUGUUAUCCUGCCUGGCAUCAUCGAGAAUGUCCGCUACAUCCCUAUUCCUCGGAUUGAGGUCUCGGACCCCAUGGUCGAUGUGGUUGUUGAGAAUCUUACUAUUGAGAGUGAUAACCUGAUGCCCAACGUUGUCGAGUUCGGUAGCGACAAUUACUUCCGUUGGGGCCGCAAGAAGGUCAGCAACAAGCGUGACAACAAGCUCAUGAUCGCCAUGUCUGGCAUCCAAGCCGAUCUUCGUGAUGUCAGCUAUUACAUCAACAAGAAGCAGGGUUUCCCCUCCGUCACCGACACUGGUAUUAUGGACAUCUUCCUAGGCGGCGAGGGCUUCAGUUUCAAGGUUGCCGCCUCUACUGCCCAGAAGGGAGACAAGCAGCACUUGGUCAAGCUGGACAAGGUGUCCGUGAGUAUUAAGCACAUGGAUAUCAAGCUGAAGAAGUCCAAGCAUAAGGUUCUGUUCACUACCUUCAAGCCCAUACUCUUCCGCGUUGUCCGCCCGGCCCUGGAAAAGGUUGUCGAGGCCCAGAUCCGGAAGGCAUUCACCGACAGCGAUGCCUUCUUCCACGAGAUCCACACCGAGGCCCUGCGUGCCCAAGAGGCCGCCCGCGAGGAUCCCGAGAACGCUCCCAGCAUCUUCUCACGCUACGCUGACGCUAUGCGCGCCCGCACCCAGGCCAAGGCCCAGAAGGCCGAGCGCAUCGCCCAGCGUGACACAAAGGUUCAGACCGUCAUGACCCUGCACGACUCCAUCUUCCCGGACAUCAAGCUUCCCGGCGGCAUCUCCAACAAGGCCACCGAGUACGCCGAGCUGGCCGCCAAGGGUGACAAGUGGGAGUCGCCUAUCUUCAGCAUCGGCCAUGCCUCCGAGUCAAGCAACAUCCCUGCCGCCGGUACGGCCACCCGCAAGCCUCAUCACACUGCUGAAAGCUCUCUUGGUCCUUCUAGCGCUGCGGGCGCCGCCGGCGCCGGUGGUGCCGCUGGAGCUGAUGGCGUUGCCGCUGCCUCUGGCGCCGCAACCAACGGCCACACUAAAGUGGACAGCGGUUACCCUUCGCGGGGCUUCUCCGACGAGGUCGACCAGGCCUUCGUCAACGACAAGACCAAUGGUCUUGGUGGGGGCAUCAAGACCGGCACUAACGGCACCACCCACGUCACCAAUGGCUCGACCUCGGUGGCUUGA